AUGAACGCCCUACGACUUGCUGCCCGCCGGCCAACCUUCCAAUGCCUCAACACACCACCGACUCUCCGAAGCAAGCCCCAGCUGCGCAAUGCCUCACGAUAUGCGAAGAACAAAGUACCCGACAUGGGCGGCGUGGCCACUGAGGAAUUCGUCUCUCUCCACCGCGCAGAUGCUGUCCGUAGAGCACAAGCAAUCCGGAGGAGGAACUGGCUCGCCCUCGGUGCUGCAUUGUCCAUGAUCGCACCCAUCUUUCUCGUCCGGCUAUGGGAUGUACCCUUGGAGAAGGAUGUCACAAAAGAGGAGGAACCGAGUCGCGGCAUUGUAGACAUGGUCAUAGGCCCACCAGCCAAGAACGAUGCUCCCAAGAAAGCAGCAGAAGAAUUCCAGGGCAAAAAGGUCGUCAUCGCAGCCGGCGACAAAAUCAUCGCCGCGCCCGUAGACGCAGAGAACCCCCAGGCCUCAGACGCCGAUGCCAUUGAACUCGUCGAAACCGGCACAUCCUACGUCCCGUACUUCCCGCGCACCAUCCGCCUGCCCACCGAUACCACAGGCCCCGAACAAGUCAGCUCCGACGCGGAAUACCAGCUCCUCGGCCUCGGCAUCCGCAAAGUCUCCUUCCUGCGCGUCCAAGUUUACGUCGUCGGCCUGUACGUCAAAACCGCAGACAUCGGCACUCUGCAAAACCACCUCAUCAACACCGUCGACCCCACCGCCUCGGCGCUUAUUCUCGGCGAGAAGGAAGACCUGCGCGCCGCCCUCCUCGACCCGGAGAAGAGCAACAAGAUCUGGGAAGCCAUACUCAGCCAGAAGGGCACGGGCGCAGUCGACAUGGCCUUCCGUGUCGUGCCCUGCCGCGGCACGGAUUUCAAGCACCUGCAAGACGGCUGGAUGCGCGGCAUCGCGUCACGCACAGACGAGGUGCGCAGGAAACAAGCAGAUCUCCUGCGCCAACAAGCUGCGGAAAACAAAUCCAUCGCGCUCCCUAAGCCCGUCGAGGAAAACGAGUUCUCGGACGAUUCGUUCGGGCUCGCGAUGAAGGAGUUCAAGAAUAUGUUCCAGGGCAAGGGCAAGGCGCCCAAGGGCAGUGUUGUUAUCCUAACAAGGAAUAAACAGGGGACCCUCGGCGCUUUGUACCAGCCUGUUGUGCAGGAGGGCAAGAAGAUGGGCGCGGCGACGUGGCUGGGGGAAGUCAGGGACGAGCGCGUGAGUAGGCUGGUGUGGUUGUUGUAUCUCGGGGGCCAGAAUGUUAGUUCUGAGCCGGCGAGGCAGAGUAUUGUGGACGGGUGUAUACAUAUUACCGAGAGGCCGGUGGGGACGGUGGAGGGCAUGGUGCAAUAA
Messenger RNA from Parastagonospora nodorum SN15, 1338 nucleotides. RefSeq lists its product as hypothetical. The coding region runs from base 1 to 1338 and encodes 445 amino acids. Gene Ontology annotation, molecular function: intramolecular lyase activity. The record is from RefSeq and is a predicted model, not a curated record. The transcript has a single exon. Lineage: Eukaryota; Fungi; Ascomycota; Dothideomycetes; Pleosporales; Phaeosphaeriaceae.